Penicillium salamii is the source of this 1884-nucleotide messenger RNA. The record is from the annotation of a GenBank genome assembly. Lineage: Eukaryota; Fungi; Ascomycota; Eurotiomycetes; Eurotiales; Aspergillaceae.
AUGCCAGCCGCAAUCCGCAAUCUGCGGAGUAACCCUCAUUUUCUAUUCGUUCGCCUGCCUAAGCUCCUAUCCCUCCUUUGCAUUGUCGUUGGCGUCGCCUGGCUCCUCCUCCUGCCUUUGAACGAAUACUCCCGACGUACCUAUAUCUCCGAGAAUGCGCUCCUGCCAGGACAGGUCCAUGCAUACUUCACGGGCAGCGAGCAGAACAUCUUCCGGGGAUACAAGAAGGAGCUAGAGGGGAUUCUAAAUGACGAAACAAAGGAUAGGGCGGAAGUGACCGCAGGGUAUGUCAGUCGAGGUGGUCACGCUGAGCAAUUGCUGAUACUUGACAGGGUCUCGGAUAAGGUCCAGUCCAUAUUCGAGGAGGCGGGACUUAAGUUCGCCAGACAGAAGUAUGAGUAUAACUCUGCUGGAAUUACACACCAGGGCGAGAAUUCAUAUGCUAUCAUUCACGCGCCACGCGGUGAUGCCACGGAGGCAAUUGUGUUAGUUGCACCGUGGUUGACGGCGGAUGAUAAAUUGAACCUGAACGGUGUAACUCUUGCCCUUACCUUGGCUAGAUAUUUCAAGAGAUGGUCGUUAUGGUCCAAGGAUAUCAUCUUCCUAAUCACCCCCGACAGCAAGACCGGAACUCAGGCUUGGAUUGACGCCUACCAUGAUAUGCACCCGGCUUCAGUGCAGCCUUUACCAUUGAAGAGUGGAGCCUUGCAAGGAGCCUUGGUCAUCGAAUAUCCCCUCGAACAUCGUUUCCAGACACUGCACAUUAUAUAUGACGGAGUCAAUGGCCAGCUUCCCAACCUCGAUUUAUUCAACACUGCUGUUUCCAUUGCAGGUGGGCAGAUGGGCAUCGGUGCUAAUCUACAGGAAAUGUGGAACCACGAUGACAGCUACGAGAAUCGUCUGCAAACCAUGGUCCGUGGCAUGACCAAGCAGGGCCUCGGUUACGCAACCGGUGCUCACAGCAGUUUUAUGCCGUAUCACAUCGAUGCUAUCACCCUCCAAACCAAAGGCGAGGGAUGGGAAGAUGAAAUGGCCCUAGGCCGCACUAUCGAAUCUCUCUGUCGCAGUCUGAACAACCUGCUGGAGCACCUACACCAGAGCUUCUUCUUCUACUUGCUCAUGCAGUCGAACCGGUUUGUCAGUAUUGGAACUUACCUGCCCAGUGCCAUGCUGCUCGCUGGGAACUUCAGCAUCAUGGCAAUUGCGCUGUGGAUGCGCACGGGAUACUACCCAGAGACCAAGUCCGUUCAGACCAAGGGCGACAAGGCAUCUGCGGAAGAGAAGACAAAGACGAGCAACAUUGCUGAGCGAAAACUGGCCCUUCCUCUUUCUCUGGUGGUUGGACUUCAUCUCCUAGGUCUUGUGCCACUUUGGGUCUUUAACAACGUCUCUCAUCAAUACUUCACCACGAUUACAUUCGUUGUACUUGGCGUGGAUAUCAUUCUCCCGCUAUCUCUCGCCGCAAUCUUGUCAAAUGGUCUGGGUCUAUCAAAGCCACUCAUCCCCCAACAAUACCACCUUAUCAAAUCAUUCUCCCUCCUCCUCCUCGGCCUCUCCCUCUCAACCCUUGCCACCCUCAACUUCUCUCUUUCAUUCAUGAUUGGUCUGCUCUGCACGCCACUCAGCUUCAUGACCCGUCUGCAGGGGGCUGCGCCUGCCCGUCUUGCUACCUCCGGCCUAGGCUUGGCCCUUCUCAAUCUUCUCUCCCCGCCGACUGUCCUCCUAGGCGUCUGUUGGUACACCGGCGUCUCGGUUGAGACGGUGCUCACCGAGGCAGCCUUUGGCUGGGAUGUUUGGGGCAUGUGGACACAGGUUGUCGUCUGGUGUGUGUGGUGGCCUGCUUGGUUGACUGGUGGAGUCUUGCUUGGGUCCUCAAUUUUCUGA